CCAAUUUUUAUGGAAUGUUAAUGCACUUUUACGUAUUUAUGUUCGUUAAGAAUAACUUGACGAUGUACUAAUGAUUUUAUGCAUUUUGCUUAUCGUCAAAUUUUUUAAUAGUGAUUUUAUCGUAAUUAACUAGAAACUUUGCAAGAUAAAUUAUUUAAUUUUUUACAUUUUUUUUCGAUUAUUUAAUAGUAGUAAUAUUUUUUUCCAGCAAUAUGCCUCCUGUUUCCAGUAUGGCUCCAAGUCCUUGUCUUCAGCAAAGGGACGCUUCCGCUUACCCUUACAUGUUACACGACACGCUUAGUUUGGGCACGUAUUCUCGAGCUUCGUGCACACCCGCUCAGCCCAUGACUAAUCAUCCCUCUUACGCUGUUAGUGGUGCUAGUCCUCAUGGUGCAGCUGGUGUGAUAUCACCAGGAGUGACAGUACCUGUGCAGGUACCGGGACAAUCUCCGGAUAUACCUGUAACAACUAACUAUUGGCCAAGAAUCCAGUGACAAAAAGCAUCUUGUUCUGUCAUCUGGAGCGAUUUGAAGAGAUCAACUCAAUCAAUGUCGUCGUCGGUAAUGUUGAAUCUUCUGAGAAAGUGAUGGCAGUUCAAGUGCAUCACAUUAGAACCUAUGUAAAAAAAACAACAAAACAAAAACAAAUAUAUAUUAAAUCAGCGAACGUUAGAAGAGAUGCAAGAUGAAAUUACAAUCCUCGUUUAGAAAAAUGAUUAUCGGAAGUUUGACGUGAAAAACGUUUUAUUUGGAGUUUUUGAAAGCUUGUUACUUUUUAGAUACGUUUGAAGACCAUUUGCCAAUCUUACUAGUCAAAAGUUAUGUAUGAUAAUGCAAUGCAAUAUCAGUCUUUUAGAAUUUAAGGGAAAAAAGAUGUAAGCUCGUAUGUUUUCCUUUUCAUUUUAGAAUUCAACCGUGUUUUAAGAUGAAAUUUCGUCCAUAAUCAUUCAUAUUAAAGAAAACAAAAAUUUGCUCACCAUAUUCUUAAAAGAAAGCUGACCCGUUAUAAACACAGUAUUUUAGUCUUCCCUUUUGAAAAAUCUGAUGACCAUAACCACCCAAAAAUUUCAUCAUAAUGUGACGCGUGAAAUGCGCGUGAACGUGACUGUGAUUCACCCCCAUCCUUUUAUGAUACAUUAAAUAGGGGUGUUGUCUGCCUGUUUACCCGUUCCUAAUAAAGCCUUGCUUUCCCACCCACAUGAUAUUGUACAGGCCAUUUUAAUGUAGUCAUCUCUAAGAAAAAAAAAUAUAGUCAAUCAAAUAAACACUUGGUGAUUUUAAAUAUUUCAUUCUCUAAAGAAAACAGAUGGUUAAAAAUUUGUAAAUAUCAAAAAAAAAAAUCUUCGUGACAAAAUGGCGGCCAUUAAAAGCGCUCCUUAGACGCAGAAAUUUCGUUUAGAAUUUCAAUUUAAUGUAUUUAAAUAAAGUCUAUUUAUAUAGUAGACAAAGUGUCGAAUAUUUAAUGAACAGAUUUUGACAUUGAUGUAUGAGUGCAUGUGUAAUACAGCACGAAUUAAUAUAUUCAAAUGUAUGUUUUAAUAUUUUUGUGAGGUUUUUUGAAUCGUGUGAAUUGUUAAUGCUUCUCAACAAAGAAGAAAACAUGAAAAUUUCCUUUUAUGCAAUUCAAAUUGAUUUAUUUGAAAAACUGUAGCAAACGAACGAAACUCGCCAUCAAUAAUUCAAAAAAAAAAAAAAACUGAUCUCCCUUAAUCACAAUUACAUAUGAUUUUAAUGUCCUUCCAAAAGCUUAUUAAUUUUUAUUUUAA
Molecule: messenger RNA, 1765 nt
Organism: Centruroides sculpturatus (bark scorpion)
Lineage: Eukaryota; Metazoa; Arthropoda; Arachnida; Scorpiones; Buthidae
Product: paired box protein Pax-6-like
Exons: 2
Coding region: 213-494 (93 amino acids)
Source: RefSeq, a predicted model, not a curated record